This is a messenger RNA of Morone saxatilis (striped sea-bass), 1519 nucleotides long. RefSeq names its product Kv channel-interacting protein 2-like. The record is from RefSeq and is a predicted model, not a curated record. The transcript is spliced from 9 exons. Bases 139 to 1032 code for a protein of 297 amino acids. Gene Ontology annotation, biological process: regulation of potassium ion transmembrane transport. NCBI's taxonomy places the organism in Eukaryota, Metazoa, Chordata, Actinopteri, Moronidae. Gene Ontology annotation, cellular component: voltage-gated potassium channel complex. Gene Ontology annotation, molecular function: potassium channel regulator activity; calcium ion binding.
GGCACGCACAGAGGACAGCUUUUGCGCGGACUUUUUACGCUUUUUGUCGCUCUUCUAUCUGCGACCAGUCUGCAGCCCGCACGCACUGGCUGGUGAUGCUUGCAGAAAAGUGACAUGCAAACAGGAAUGAAUUCGUAGAUGAGCUGCGGCUCCGACGCACAUACUGUACAGAUCCGGCAGGUUCAGCGCGGUGGUCUGGUAAGAACUGAAACAAACAUGAAAUCCAGGAGUCAGGACCAGAGUUUGUCUGACUCCAGAGAGCUGGACAGAUCUUACGACCCACUGACAGGUAAUCCACCAUCCAAACCCAAUAAAAAGACCAUAAAGCAGCGGUUCCUCAAACUGCUCCCCUGCUAUCGCUCUGGCUCCAGCACUUCAUCUAAUCAAAGCAAGUGUCAGGACACACAAGUCCAUCAUCACUCCCCUCCAUCCCUCCAUGCAGGAAGUAUAGCUGAUGAUGCCGAACUGUCGACAGUGUGCUACAGACCGGAGGGGCUCGACCGCCUCGUUCAGCAGACCAACUUCACCAAGAAAGAGCUGAAGGUCCUCUACCGGGGAUUCAAAAAUGAGUGUCCCAGUGGUGCGGUGAAUGAAGAGACUUUUAAAAGCAUCUACUCCCAGUUCUUCCCUCAGGGAGAUUCGAGUAUGUAUGCACAUUUCCUGUUUGAGGCUUUUGACACCAACAACAAUGGAUCGGUCAGCUUUGAGGACUUUGUUAUGAGUAUGUCCAUCAUCCUGAGAGGCUCCGUCACGGAUAAACUCAACUGGGCCUUUAACCUGUACGAUCUCAACAAAGACGGCUGCAUCACCAGAGAGGAGAUGACAGACAUCAUGCACUCCAUCUAUGACAUGAUGGGGAAGUAUACCUACCCCAACAUGAAGGACAGUGCUCCCAAAGAGCAUGUUGACAACUUUUUCCAGAAAAUGGACAAGAACAAUGAUGGAGUGGUAACUAUCGAGGAGUUCUUGGAGACUUGCCAAAAGGAUGAAAACAUCAUGCAGUCCAUGCACAUGUUUGACAAUGUGAUCUAAGGCUUUGGCGGACACAGACAGGAGAUUUUCCCCCCUGCCUGGAGCUCAUCUGCAGUUCGGAGCCAGAGUGCACGGUGUUUCUGGGCCUUAACAGAGUGGUGCAGGGUGCAAACAGCAACAGACUGAGGAUAUCUACCCCCAAAACCUGUGAACCCUUGUGAAAUGUAUUUAUUUAUUUUUUCAUGAAAAGUGUAUAGGAAGGCAUCAAAAGAUAGAUUCUGGUGUUUGAGCUGUACAGACCGAUUUGAACAAGCAUAUUUAAUGCUGUAGAGAAACAGCUCAAUAACAGGAAGGAUUGAUGAACAGAUGGCUCUGCUAUGGCCUCUUCACUCAUAGAAGUUAUGAUUAUUAUAUAUUUUUUCUCUAUUGCAUGAAUGAAUGCACAGACACAUGGAAGAAACUGAAUAAUGCUCAAAAUAUCACACACUUGCUAUAAUCACAGUUGUACUAGUCAAAGGACGGCUCUAAUAAAGGGAUGAAGUUUGAA